CUUUUUCCCACCAGCUUCGUUUAUUUACUUUAGUUGAUUCAUCUGAUCGCUGCCAGUGUCACUUCAGUUUAUUCCACUUCCUGUUAAAAAGUAAAGGUUUUUUUUAAAUCAUCAUCAUAUGGAUUUAACUUCAUGGUUUCAUUUUUUGUUAUCCAAGUUUUACUGGUGAUUCCUAACUGGUGUGAUCAUAAACCUGCUGUGUGCUUUUGCCUGCUUCCUGUGAGCUGAACACAGGCAGUAAUAAGCACUCAGAUGUCCUCUGUGCUGGAAAAGAGAAACGUCCUCGUGAGGAUUUUCCUCCCCUCUUUGGCUCAGUCUGGUCUCACAGCAUCGUGUUUGGUGCUCAGUGUGAGCAGUGGCUGUGGACCGUGUGUGGGGUCCUGCUGCUGUAACAUUGUGCUGUUUGCAGGUCUGUACGGUCUUCCAAAGAGGAACGGGAAACUCAAAGACAUCAGCCACUUCGACGCAGCCUUUUUUGGAGUCCAUCCCAAACAGGCCAACAGCAUGGACCCGCAGCUGCGCCUCAUGCUGGAGAUCGCUUACGAGGCUAUUGUAGAUGGAGGACUGAAUCCAGCCACGCUGCGCGGCAGCAAAACAGGCGUGUACAUCGGUGUGAGCGGCUCCGAGGCGGGCGAAGCAUUCAGCAGAGAUCCAGAGGAGCUCCUGGGCUACAGCAUGACGGGCUGCCAGCGCGGCAUGUUGGCCAAUAGACUGUCCUACUUCUUCGACUUCAGCGGCCCCAGCACUGCCAUAGACACGGCGUGCUCCUCCAGCCUGCUGGCUCUAGAAAACGCCUUCCACGCCAUCCGACAGGGCCACUGUGACGCUGCUUUAGUUGGGGGAGUGAACCUGCUUCUCAAGCCGAACACUUCAGUGCAGUUCAUGAAGCUGGGCAUGCUCAGUCCAGAGGGGACCUGCAAGUCAUUUGAUGCUUCAGGAAAUGGAUACUGCCGCUCGGAGGCAGCGGUGGCAGUGCUGCUGACUAAACGACCGGCGGCUAGAAGAGUGUAUGCCACAGUGAUCAACGCAGGCAACAACACAGACGGAUACAAAGAGCAAGGGGUGACGUUUCCGUCUGGUGAGAUGCAGCAGAGGCUGGUUCGUUCACUCUACCAGGAGGCCAGCGUGUCUCCAGAGCAGGUGGAGUACAUCGAAGCCCACGGCACCGGGACAAAGGUCGGCGACCCGCAGGAAGUGAAUGGCAUCGUCAGCGUUUUCUGCGAGUCAAAGCGAGAGCCUCUGCUGAUUGGCUCCACCAAGUCCAACAUGGGUCAUCCAGAGCCGGCCUCUGGGCUGGCUGCCCUGGCAAAGGUGCUGCUCUCUCUGGAGCGAGGAGUCUGGGCCCCCAACCUGCACUUCCUCCAUCCUAACCCUGACAUCCCCGCCCUCACCGACGGUCGGGUUCGCGUCGUCGAUCGGCCUGUUCCCGUCCGAGGAGGCAUCGUAGGGAUCAACUCCUUUGGAUUCGGAGGUUCCAACGUUCACGUCAUCCUUCGUCCGGCUGAGAAAACGGCCGCCUCGGCUUCACCCGGGAAGCUUCCCAGAAUGCUUCAGGCCUGCGGGCGCACAGAGACGACGGUGAGCUCCGUCCUGCAGAAGGGGAAGGAACACGCUGCGGACAACGCCUUCCUGUCUCUGCUGAACGAAGUGUCAGGAGCGCCCGCCGCCAGCAUGCCCUACAGAGGUUUUGCUCUGAUUGGCUCUCAGAGCGACGUCAUGGAAGUGCAGCAGGUGCCGGGCGCCGCCAGGCCUCUGUGGUACGUUUGUUCAGGUAUGGGGACGCAGUGGGCCGGGAUGGGCCGCAGUCUCAUGCAGCUGCCAGACUUCAGAGACUCCAUUCUGCGGUCCGAUGCGGCGCUGAAGGAGACGGGGCUGGUGGUGUCUCGUCUGCUCAUGGAGGCUCAGGAGGACACGUUCGAAGACACCGUUCACGCCUUCGUUGGCCUGGCUGCAGUACAGAUCGCUCAGAUCGAUCUGCUCACCAAGCUGGGUCUGCAGCCCGAUGGCAUCGUGGGGCACUCGGUGGGAGAGCUAGCCUGUGGCUAUGCUGACCGCUCCCUGAGUCACAGCGAGGCCCUCCUGGCUGCGUACUGGAGAGGCCGCUGCAUCAAGGAGGCCAGCCUUCCUCCAGGAGGCAUGGCUGCAGUGGGGCUGACCUGGGAGGAGUGCAUCGCUCAGUGUCCUCAGGGGGUGGUUCCAGCCUGCCACAACGCUGAGGACACGGUCACCAUCUCCGGCCCUCAGGAAGCAGUCAGUGCCUUUGUGUCCGAGCUCAAACAACAAGGAGUGUUUGCAAAGGAAGUGCGCAGUGCCGGGGUGGCGUUUCACUCCUACUACAUGGCCUCCAUCGCUCCAGCCCUGCUCGCAGCUCUGAAGAAGGUGAUCAAAGAGCCAAAGAAGCGUUCGGCGCGCUGGGUGAGCACCAGCAUCCCUCAGUCUGAGUGGGACUCUGCUUUGGCUCUGCACAGCUCGGCUGAAUACCAUGUCAACAACCUCGUGAGCCCCGUGCUGUUCCAGGAGGGCCUGAGCCUGGUGCCCGAAAACGCCGUGGUGCUGGAAAUAGCUCCGCAUGCUCUGCUGCAGGCCAUCCUGAAGCGCAGCCUGAAGCCCACGUGUUCAGUCGUCCCCCUGAUGAAGAGAGGUCACACCAACAACCUCGAGUUUUUCCUCUCGAACGUCGGGAGGAUCUUCAUGAACGGCAUCAACGUGGACGCCAACGCCCUGUGCCCCGCUGUGACCUACCCUGUGCCAGUUGGUACUCCAAUGAUCUCGCCCUUGGUGCAGUGGGACCACACCCAGACGUGGGAUAUCCCUAAAGCGGAACACUUCCUGUCGGGCUCGGGAGGCUCUGGUUCUGCGGCGGUGUAUAACAUUGACGUCAGCCCAGAGUCUGCAGACCACUAUCUCAUUGGACACAGCAUCGAUGGGCGUGUCCUCUACCCGGCAACUGGUUACCUGGUGCUGGCCUGGCGCACCUUGGUGAGGAGUCUAGGGGUUGUCAUGGAAACGACGCCCGUAACCUUUGAGGAUGUGACUAUCCACAGUGCCACCAUCCUGUCAAACGCCAGUGCGGUCCAGUUGGAGGUGCGUCUCAUGCCCGCCACCAGCAGGUUCGAGGUUUCGGAGAACGGGAGCCUGACUGUCAGCGGUAAGGUGAGCAUCCUGGAGGAUUCGGCACUCGAUUCAUUCAACGGUGAGAUCAGCCGGGAAGCUGCCGACAGGAGAGACGCCUCGAUGAAGCUUAACGCACACGAGAUCUACAAGGAGCUCAGACUGCGAGGCUACGACUAUGGAAAAACCUUUCAGGGCAUCUUGGAGUCAAACACAGCAGGAGACCGUGGGAAGCUGGAAUGGACAGGAAACUGGGUGACGUUUCUGGACACCAUGUUGCAGAUGAUCGUCUUGGGGCUGCCGGGUGGAGGUUUGCGUUUGCCGACCAGAAUCCGCUCCGUGUGCGUCCAUCCUGCUGCACACCUGGAAAAAGUCAGCGAGCACGCUGAAGGAAAGCAAGCGGUUGAUGUCCACGUAAGCCGUUACCUUGACAACAUCACUGCUGGUGGAGUCCAGAUCUGUGGCCUGCACGCCACAGUAGCCCCUCGCCGGCAGCAGCUGCAGAGCCCGCCCACACUGGAGGAGUUCCUGUUUGUUCCUGAUGUGGAGACGGACUGCCUUACAGCCAAUGGGAAGCUGGCAGAGCAGCUGAGGCUUUGCAAAGUUUUGAUCCACACACUGCAGCAGAAGAUGGCCCCUCAUGGUGUCAAGCUCUCCAUCCCGGGGUUACAGGGGGGGUCUGAUGCACCUCCUCCCAGCGGUGAGCCUUCUGAGCCCAGCCUGCUGCGGCUGCUAACCCUGCUCUGUGGCCUCGAGUUCAAUGGGAACCUCCACUCUGAGCUGGAGCAGGUGGUGCAGAAGGAGCGGCUGUGCCUGCUUAAAGACGACCUGCUCUAGGGUCUGCUGGUCGACGACGCCCUGAGACAUUGCCUCGACAUCACGGUGGAAAACAGCACACCUGGCAGGAUCAAAGUGUUGGAGGCUCUCUCAGAUGACGGCCAGCUCUUCUGUCGCGCCGUGCCCCUGCUCAACAUCCAGCCCAUGCUCCGUGUGGACUACACUGCGACUGCGGCCAGUCUGGAGCUUCUGGCCCCCCACCAGGCUCCCCUGGAGGAGCUCGGUGUCGCUGCGGCUCAGUGGGAUCCUCUGACCAGCCCAGCUGCUGGAGACGUUGCUGUGGGGGCGGACCUGGUGCUGUGUAACCAUGCAUGGGGUCCAGUGAAGACAGAGCCCAGGCUGCUGGUAGCAAAUCUGGCAUCUGGAGCCAAAGAAAGUGGGUUUGUUCUCCUCCACACGCUGCUGAAGGGGGAGACUGUGGGGGAGGCUGUGGCCUUCCUGUCCAGCACUGCUCAGAGCAGCAGCCAGCAGGGACUCCUCACACAGGCUGAGUGGGAGGAAGUGCUCUCAGAGGCUUCUCUUAACCUGGUGGCUGUCAGGAAGUCUUUCUACGGCUCCGCCCUCUUUCUGUGUCGCCGUCAGUCUGUGAGUAAACAGCCGGUUUUCCUGCCUGUGGACAGCAAAGACUAUCAGUGGGUGGAAACGCUCAAGCAGGAAGUGAUGUCAGAGUCCUCAGACCAUCCAGUGUGGCUGACUGCUUCUCAGGCAGAGUGUGGGAUUGUGGGAAUGGUCAACUGUUUACGGCAAGAGCCUGGUGGCAACCGGAUACGCUGUGUGUUUGUGUCCAAUCUAAACGAGUCUUCAGCAGCACCAGACCUCCAGCAGGACCACCAGUCCAUCCAGUCAGUACUGCAGAAGGAUCUGGUCAUGAACGUGUUCAGGGAUGGACGCUGGGGCACCUUCAGACACCAGCUCAUCACUCAUGAUGUAAAUGAAGCGCCGACCGAAACCGCUUACGUCAACGUGCUGACACGCGGUGACCUGUCGUCUCUGCGCUGGAUCGCGUCCCCGCUUCGCCACUUUGUGAGCAGCAGCCCUGCUGUGCAGCUGUGCCAAGUCUACUACAGCUCGCUCAACUUCAAAGACAUCAUGCUGGCUACUGGCAAGCUGCCGCCCGACGCCAUCCCAGGGGACCAGGCUUUAAAGCAGUGCAUGCUGGGUAUGGAGUUUUCUGGUCGCGACCCCAGCGGGCGUCGUGUGAUGGGGCUGUUGCCUGCCAAAGGCCUGGCAACGGUCGUGGACGCUGACAGAAGGUUCCUCUGGGAGGUUCCCCACAGCUGGACACUGGAGCAAGCAGCUUCUGUGCCAGUGGUUUAUGCCACAGCAUAUUACUCCCUGGUAGUGCGUGGCAGAUUACGCCCUGGAGAGACUGUGCUCAUCCACUCGGGGUCAGGAGGCGUGGGCCAGGCUGCCAUCGCCAUAGCGCUCAGUAAGAAGUGCAGAGUGUUCACUACAGUCGGCUCAAUGGAGAAGCGGACGUACCUGCAGAAGAGAUUCCCUCAGCUAUCAGCAGAGGCUUUCACCAACUCCAGAGAUACUUCCUUUGAAUGGCACAUUCUGCUCCACACACAAGGCAAAGGCGUGGAUGUGGUGCUGAAUUCUCUGGCCGAGGAGAAGCUGCAGGCCAGUGUUCGCUGCCUCGCUCGACACGGACGAUUCCUGGAGAUCGGCAAAUAUGACCUUUCCAACAACACUCCUCUGGGCAUGGCGUUAUUCCUUAAGAAUGUGGCUUUCCAUGGUAUCCUGCUGGAUGCUCUCUUUGAAGAGGGCAACCAAGAGUGGGAGGAGGUGUCCCAGUGUUUGCAGCAGGGCAUUGUGGGAGGAGUAGUUCAGCCUCUGAGAACCACAGUGUUCGAUAAGGACCAAGUGGAACAAGCAUUCAGAUACAUGGCUCAGGGCAAGCACAUCGGCAAGGUCCUGGUUCAGGUCCGUUGUGAGGAGCAGGGAGCAGCUGUACAGGCUGCUUCUGCUCUGUCUCUGCCAGCUAUCUGUCGCACCUUCUGCCACUCGUCCCACUCCUACAUUAUAACUGGGGGGCUCGGGGGGUUUGGUUUGGAGCUUGCUCAGUGGCUGGUGGAGAGGGGAGCCCACAAACUGGUGCUGACUUCUAGAUCAGGCGUGAGAAACGGUUACCAGGCGAAGCGGGUGCAGGAGUGGCAGAAUCAGGGUGUGGAGGUGUUUGUGUCCACCAGUGAUGUCGGCACACUGAAAGGAACAGAGCAACUGAUUGCUGAGGCCUGUGGCAUGGGUGCAGUGGGUGGUGUCUUUCACCUAGCCAUGGUGUUGAAAGACGGUAUGUUGGAGAAUUUAACUCCUCAGCUUUAUCUCGAAGUUAACAAACCUAAAAAUGACGGCACCAUCAACCUGGACAGAGUAACAAGGAAACUGUGUCCAGAGCUCAGACACUUUGUGGCCUUCUCUUCAGUCAGCUGUGGCCGUGGCAACGCUGGCCAAAGUAAUUAUGGCUACGCCAACUCUGCGAUGGAGCGCGUGUGUGAGAAGCGCCACUAUGAUGGCCUGCCUGGACUUGCAGUCCAGUGGGGUGCCAUUGGUGAUGUUGGGGUGGUUCUAGAGACCAUGGGUGGGAAUGACGUUGUGAUCGGUGGCACCCUCCCGCAGCGCAUGGCCUCCUGUCUGGAAGUGCUGGACUUCUUCCUGUGCCAGCAGCACCCAGUGGUGUCCAGCUUUGUGCUGGCGGAGAGGACGGUCGUAAAGAGUGAAGCAGGAAACCGGAAAGACUUGGUGGACGCUGUAGCUCACAUUCUAGGUGUGCGGGAUGUCAGCAGUCUGAAUGCUGACACCUCAUUGGCUGAUUUGGGUCUGGACUCUUUGAUGGGCGUUGAGGUUCGCCAGACUCUGGAACGCGACUAUGACAUCGUCAUGGCCAUGAGGGAUAUCCGCCAGCUCACCAUUAACAAGUUGCGAGAGCUGGCCAAUAGCAAGCCAGAAGGACAAAGCGCUAAGAAGGACGGCGUUCGCUCUGUGUUAGAGUCUGAUCUGACCAAGCUGAUGGUCAGCCCCAGCAGCCCUACUGUGAUGUCACUGAACAAGGUGAAGAGCCAGGACGGGCCGCUGUUCCUGGUACAUCCCAUCGAGGGCUCCAUCGCAGCCUUUAAGACGCUUGCUUCUAAGCUCAGCGUGCCUUGCUACGGCUUGCAGUGCACCAAAGCUGCUCCUCUGGAUAGCAUUGAGUCCCUGGCUGCCUACUACGUGAGCUGCAUCAGGCAGGUGCAGCCGGACGGCCCGUACAGAGUCGCUGGAUAUUCUUUUGGUGCCUGUGUAGCAUUUGAAAUGUGCUCUCAGCUGCAGACCCAGAAUCAGCCUGUGGAGUUCCUGUUUCUCUUUGAUGGCUCACAUUCAUAUGUGGCGGCGUACACACAGAGCUACAGAGCCAAGCUAACACCCGGCAACGAGUCUGAGGCUGAGACUGAAGCCUUGUGUGCCUUCAUCCAGCAGUUCACUGGCAUUGAAUACAACAAGCUUUUGGAGACUCUGCUCCCGCUGUCAGACCUGAAUGCACGCGUCAGUGUGGCCGUGGACCUAAUCACCUCCGCUCACAAGGACAUCGACCGAGACUCACUGCACUUUGCAGCCUCCGCCUUCUACUACAAGCUAAAGGCUGCUGAUGCAUAUGUACCUACUGCAAAAUACCACGGCAGCGUGAAGCUGCUGCGCGCCGAAACCAGCAGCGAAUAUGAGCAAAACCUGGGAGCUGACUAUAAGCUCAGCGAGGUCUGUGAUGGCGAGGUGUCAGUCCACGUCAUCGAGGGAGAUCACCGCACUUUCCUAGAAGGCGCAGGGGCGGAGUCUAUCAAGAACAUCAUUCAUAACUCGCUGGCUGAGCGAGCUGUCAAACCAAGGGAGGGUUAAACAUCCACCGUCUCUUCACCCUUCCCCAAACUAGACUGUAAAUGUGCCGUUAUAGGAAGUCUUUGCACUGCUUAUGUUUACAUGCUACUGUUAUCCUAAUAUCCCAAAUGGUAAUGGUUAGUGAACCAAUCAACAUCUCACAGCUCCAUCGAUUCCAACUGCAAGUUUUGUUUUUUGUUGCCAUAUGUUGUUGUUUGCAGAAGUUCAUCCCACAACAAAAUAACGUGGUUAAAAAAAUGAAUGUAACAAAGUAACAAACACUGACACAUUGAAUCCUGAAUUACAUAACAUCACUUAAAUUGGUGUUUCUGCUCAUGCAGACAUCAGUAGACAGACAAACGCGCUGCGACCAGCCUGAUGAGCGACUGUGGAGGGCUGACCUUGCAGCCGUGUUUCUGCACACUAACUACUCGUAACACCAGUUGGAGGCAUUUCUUUAUUUUGUGACAUUUGUUUACUUUUCAGUCAUGUGACCACACAGUCAUCAGUUACUGUGGCAACCAGCAAAUGUUUACGUUGUCAGUAAGUUAACAACAAAUUAAGUGUUUCAUAAACUGUGUUUUAACAAUGACACUCGUGUUACUGUAAUUUACAGACCAGUUAUUUCACUAAUUCAGAAGAAAAACUGCUUCUCUUCAUGAUGGACUGUAUCAAACACACGCUGUUGUUCUGACAGACGCCUGUGACAGAGGCGUCGCUAAGGACCAAAUGUGUCUCUUCAGAGGUUAAUCAGAGAUGUGAAUGAUCACUGUAACAGUGAGAUCAUAUUUACUGAUGUAACCUCUGAGAAACUGUUUCCUUUUAAAGGCUUUGGUCCAGAGAUCUAAAACCUCAGCAAAUAAUCCAAACCUGAGUACAACAGCUGGCCUGAGACCUGUGAUUGGGUCAGUGAAGGAAGCUGCUGAUUGGAGAUGAAUGUGCUGAGGAGUCACAGUACGAUGGACGUGACAAUAAAGGCCUCUGUGUUUUAUUGUAAUAUUUCUGUUAUGUUUUGUAGGACUAAUAAAGGCCUCAACAGUC
Messenger RNA from Haplochromis burtoni (Burton's mouthbrooder), 8838 nucleotides. It is a transcript of the gene fasn, whose product is annotated as fatty acid synthase. Gene Ontology annotation, cellular component: cytoplasm. Gene Ontology annotation, biological process: fatty acid biosynthetic process. The record is from RefSeq and is a predicted model, not a curated record. Gene Ontology annotation, molecular function: 3-oxoacyl-[acyl-carrier-protein] synthase activity; phosphopantetheine binding; oxidoreductase activity. The transcript has 41 exons. NCBI's taxonomy places the organism in Eukaryota, Metazoa, Chordata, Actinopteri, Cichliformes, Cichlidae.